AUGGGCGACCUAAAUGCUAAAAUAGGGAAAGAAAGGGUAUACCAGAACGUGGCAGGAAUGCAUAGCCUCCAUGAGCACUCGAAUGAUAAUGGCUCUAGACUAGCAAAUUUUGCAUCAGGAAAAGGUUUAAUAAUCAAGAGUACAAUGCUCCCACGCAAAGAUAUAUAUAAAUAUACUUGGGUGUCUCCGGAUGGAAGGCACAAGAACCAGAUUGAUCAUGUACUGAUUAACAACAGGUUUAGAAAUAGUAUAACUAAUGUAAGGACAUUAAGAGGAGCCGACGCAGAUUCUGACCAUCUUCUAGUAGGUAUUUGGAUAAGAGUUAAAUUCAAGAAACGAUACAGACACAAUUUAAAUACUAUAGAUAGAUACGAUAUUGAGAAAUUAGAGGAAGUUAAUAUACAGAAAGAUUAUGGCAGAAAAAUCGGCGAAACUCUCAAAGUACAGCAAAUAACAAACACAGACGAUGUGAAUGAUGUGUGGAUCAAAAUUAGAAACACUGUACAACUGACUGCAAAAACAAUAAUAGGAAUAAAGGAAAAGAGGAAAAAACCCUGGUUUAACCAAAUAUGCGAAGACGCAGUACAGAGGAGAAAAAUAGCCCGGGAGGAAUGUCUGAAGGACACUAACAAUGAAGAAAGGACUGCAGAUUUCAGUAGACGAAGGAAAGAAGCUCACAAUAUAAUAAGAGGCGAAAAAAGAAAAUAUAUCCAAAACAUUAUGAAAGACGCUGAACAAGACUUUAGACUAAAUAGAACCCGAGAUAUGUAUAAGAGAAUAAAUGGCAUAAAAGGAGAUUUUAAAAAGAAAGAACGUUUUCUCAAAGAUGAUGAUGGAAUGUUAAUAACUACAGAAAAAGAAAUAGCUGAGCAAUGGAGAAAGUAUUUCGACGGACUAUUAAACUGUGAGGAACCAACCGAAAAGUUCCCCUUUAAUAUUGAGAACAUAAAUACGCAAGAAUGCCCGUACCCUACANCCAGAUGAUUGGAAAGUGGCGGUAGUAUGUCCAAUUCACAAAAAAGGAGACAAACAAGAUUGCAACAACUACCGCGGAAUAUCCUUGCUUAAUGUAGUGUAUAAAAUAUUCUCGAAUUGUGUUUUAGACAGGAUAAAAGAAAAAGCGGAUCAAAUAAUAGGACACUAUCAAGGAGGGUUUAGAACUGACAGAUCCACGACGGACCAGAUAUUCAUAAUUAGGCAAUUGUAUCAAAAAUCUUGGGAAUUUGAUAAAGAGGUUCACACACUUUUCGUGGACUUUAAAAAAGCGUAUGAUAGUAUCCAUAGAGAGAGUCUAUUGAAUAUUAUGAAAGAAUUUCAUUUUCCACAAAAGCUGGUCAAUUUAGUAUCUAUCAGCGUCAUGGAGACCUUGAUAAGGAUUCAGAUAGGAAAUUUAGUAACUGAACCGACAACAGUGAACUCGGGGCUAAGACAAGGUGAUUCGCUAUCGCCGAUUCUGUUCAACGUGGUUUUGGAAAAGGUUAUUAGAGAAAUGAAAAUUGGUUCUAACGAGGGUAUUAGAUUACAAGACACGUCGAUAGGUCUACUUGCUUAUGCUGACGAUAUAGUAUUGAUGGAAGAGUCUCAGGAUAGAUUGAAGAUUUUAUUCAGUAGAUUGCAUAAAGCAGCAUCAAAAGUAGGACUAUGUGUAAAUGAAGAAAAAACGGAGUAUAUGUUUUUGAGUAGACGGGGACUACCUUUUUGGCAAUCCAUAAAAAUAGAUCAAUAUGAAUUUAAAAGGGUAGAACAGUUCAAAUACCUAGGGUCUAUUUUGUCUGAGAAAAAUAAUGUAGCAAUCGAGGUAGCAGCAAGAAUCCAAGCUGGGAAUAAAUGUUACUAUGGACUGACUAAGGUACUAAGCUCACGAGUAGUGUCGCGAAGAAUGAAAGAACAAUUAUAUACGUCCUUAAUACGACCGGUUGUAGUGUAUGGAUCAGAAACAUGGCCACUCAGAAAAAUGGAUGAGCAUAGAUUCAUGGUCUUUGAAAGAAAAGUGUUGCGGAAAAUAUAUGGCCCGGUCAAAGAUGAAAUAACUGGUGAGUGGAGACGAAGAAAGAACUUAGAGCUGGAAACACUAUACAGCAGUUCAGAUAUUUUGGAGGUCAUCAGAGGCAGAAGACUACGGUGGGCUGGCCAUGCUUGGAGGAGCCAAAAUCCACUAUUACAUGCUGUGAUUGAACAAAACCCUGUAGGUAAAAGACCUCUGGGGAGACCAAAAAUGCGAUGGGAAGACAAUAUAAAAAAGGAUGUUGAACAUUUAGGAGGCUGUGCUAAUUGGAGAAAUCUGGCAUUAGAUAGAGAAGGAUGGAAGCUUGGUUGUGAGACGGGAUGGUCUUAA
Cinara cedri is the source of this 2335-nucleotide messenger RNA. The record is from the annotation of a GenBank genome assembly. Lineage: Eukaryota; Metazoa; Arthropoda; Insecta; Hemiptera; Aphididae.